AUGUGUGGAAUAUUCUUCUCCGCCAGCACACAACGUCAAACCAGACCUCGAUGUCUAGAUCAUCUCAUAAGAGCUCAAGAUCAGUGUUCGUGUAGUGCCGAGCUUCACGAAAGUGAAAUCGCUCUGAUUUUGUUGGAGCACAUUUCAUCCCAGACACGAUUAUCUUACCAAGACCAGCAGAAAUUAGACAAUCUUCACGAGCUUCAGAAACUUCAAUUGCUACUCAACAAAUACAAAAAUGCCCGAAAUGAAGAUAUGGUUAGCCAGGUUAUGCAACAAAUGUCUGUAUUGGCCGUGGAAGAUACUCCUCCACCUCGUGAUGACCAAGAAGUGAUCCAUUCCAUAAUUCCCGAGAUCCUAGCUAGAGGGCCCGAUUAUGCACAAUAUAGACAACUAAGACUGAGAAAUAUGCUAUUUCAAAUGCUUUCAUCUGUAUUAUCCCUCAGACAACCGUUUGCUACUCAGCCAGUCGUUCAAGAAGACUACAUUCUUCAAUUCAAUGGUGAACUCUACAACGAGGAGUGUUUAGAAACCAAUGACACAACGUUUAUAUCAGACAAGCUCAAUCUGGAACUUCAACUGAGUAAGCUGCGUGAAGAAGCGAUUAUGUCUGUCGUAUGUCUGCUAGAUGGUGAGUUUGCUUUCGUACUCACAGACUUGCUUGAAAACAGGGUUUAUUUCGGCAAAGAUGUUGUCGGAAAAAGAUCUCUUUUGUAUUCCACUCAUGAUCAUGGACUAAUUAUCUCGUCUGUGUAUCAUGGCCGUCAUGAAAAUGUUAUUGAGUGUAAAAGUGACCGCAUUCAUAUCUACGAUCUUGAACACAAGACUUUGUCAUCCAAGCUCUACGCUGAAUUGUGGAAAACACAUACUCAGGACCACCAAUUGUCCCUAUGUCCAAUUAACCUGGAAAUUACAUUUUCAGAGGAGGAUUUGGUGUCUCGUACACAAGUCUUACUGGAAGUUCUACUGCGUGCUACAUUUUUAAGACAAAAUACCAUCCACCCUCUCCAUCCUAGCCGUGAGCAUCUCGAUCUUGGAAUUUUGUUCAGUGGAGGUCUCGAUUGCACAGUGGUAGCAGGGUUAAUAGCCAAAAAUUAUAUUCAGAUGGGAGCAAAUGCUGUGAUAGAUCUUCUUACCGUUGGAUUUGAGAAUCCUCGUACGGGGCUUGGAGCUCGAGAGUCUCCAGACAGAAAGUUAAGUGAAAGGUCGUUUUUCGAACUUGCAAGGGCUUUCCACGGUACGUCUGUUAAAUUCAGAUUGGUGCAGGUGGAUGUUCUGUACUCACAAUGGCUUGCUCACAAGAAUCAUGUCCUUGAUCUCAUAUACCCAUGCACCACUGAGAUGGACUUGUCCAUUGCCAUAGCAUUCUACUUUGCUUGCCGCUCACAGCUGUGUGAAGCAUUGGAAGUGACUGCAGAUCUUUCAAAAAUUGACUGGCAAACCUUCUCCACUGAUAUGGCUAAUCAGGUGUUGAAAAUCGAAAACUACACGUCGGAGGCCAAAGUUUUAUUCUCUGGGCUUGGAGCAGAUGAGCUAUUUGGCGGAUAUUCCCGUCAUGAGAACAUUUUCAACGAUCUAGAUCAAGCAGCAGAGCCACUUGUGAUUCAAGAGAAAUAUCGGGAACUCUCAGCUUCCUUGAUCAGCGAUAUAGAGAUCAUCUACGAAAGAAACCUAGGAAGAGACGACAGGGCAAUGUCAUGUUGGGGAAAAGAGUUACGAUAUCCAUUUCUUGAUAAUGCCGUGAUCAAGUUCGUGGUCAAUCAGAUUGAACCACAGUUCAAGAUUAAGUACGAGUGGACAACAGUCAAGACAAAGAAAGGAGAGAAGACAGUCAAGCAGUUUGUGCGUAAGCAUAUUCUACGGUGCUUGGCUAGAGAUCUAAAUUUGAAUAUGGCAGCAGACGAGAUCAAGCGAGCCAUCCAGUUUGGUGCGAAGAGUGCCAAAUUAGAAGUUGGACAGAGCAAAACGAAAGGAACAGAUCUGUUGGCUAGCAAGUGA
Messenger RNA from Sungouiella intermedia, 1998 nucleotides. The record is from the annotation of a GenBank genome assembly. Lineage: Eukaryota; Fungi; Ascomycota; Pichiomycetes; Serinales; Metschnikowiaceae.